This is a messenger RNA of Trichoderma gamsii, 1704 nucleotides long. RefSeq lists its product as hypothetical. The coding region runs from base 1 to 1704 and encodes 567 amino acids. The transcript has 2 exons. The record is from RefSeq and is a predicted model, not a curated record. Lineage: Eukaryota; Fungi; Ascomycota; Sordariomycetes; Hypocreales; Hypocreaceae.
AUGUCGACAUUUGAAGUAUUUGGGAUUGUUCUUCGGACAAUACCCAUCCUCAUUUCUGGUGCCGGCUUUCUCGCGAGCGAUAAAAGCCUGGUAGCGUUUCGCAAGCGGCAAUAUGUCAACAAGCUUGCCAAUGCUCUGCUACUCCAGCAGCAGACAGUUCGGGAGACAGUUCGGCUCAUUAUUACGCGCAGCGGCUGUAAUCACGAUGAGUCGCUGCUGAACGAGGACCCUCUUACAUACUUUCAAAACAAGGACAUUCAGAUCCAGGUGCUGGAUUUCUUGGGCGACGAGAAUUACAAAGCGUUGAUCGGAAGACUGCAAGACAUGCAAACCACGUUGGAAGAAGUGGCUAGGCAUUUAGACGGCGUCAUUCCCACUCACAAGGAUAACCCAUACGAUCUCACUGGAAUCAUAGAAGCAAAUCUCGCUGCAAAGAAAUACAGGCCAGAUUUCCUUCCCCGUCUCAAAGUUGCUCUUAAAAGCAGCGAGAUAAAGCAGAGCAUCGGCGAACUCGAUACAGCCACCAGUACUCUGCACACAUUUUCGCAGACAAUAUUGAUGAAUCGCCACGAACCAGUCAACUCGCUUCCAUCAUCUAAUCAUGUCAAGCUUGCUAAAGCUUUCCGUCGGAUUCAUAAAUACUCAAAAAGCCUAUAUUCUGCCCUUUCCUCUUGCACUCAAACGUGUCACAGCGAACAUGAACACGAUGCGCACGUCCUUCUCGAAGACCGUAUUGAUGCGGCCACUAAGCUGUUAAGCUCCAAGCAGCAGUGGGACGAAGGAAAUGAGGCUUUGCUAGCUUUCCAGCUUCUUUUUACUGCGAGGCUCCUUGCACCGUUUCAGGCGAGGUGGCAUGAAUUGUCUGUCAAAUGCAUACAAGACGACAAUUUUGACAGGGCUCAACCAUCGAAACCAUCUCGAGUGCAAAUUAUUGGACAUGACCCUAAAGAAUCUCCAAAACCAAAUUGUCUCACGAAAUUCUCUCCGGUGAGCGACUUUUGCGCUGCAAUUGUAACAGCUCACGAUAAAGCACAACACGUCGCCUUCGUUUUGCACGAGAGUAGUCAAAUGAGUACCGUGGCAGCGAAUGAGAAGACCAUUAUGCAAAAGACUAACUGCCAGAAAAUUACGCUGGAAAAAGUGCUUUCAGAAUCACAUAAUCCACGCGCAAUGAAGCUUCCUCUACGCUCAAGCAUGCUCCUCGCGUCGAAGAUUGCUUCGAGCUUGCUUCAGUUCUCUCAAACACGGUGGUCGGGCCAUACAUGGUCCAAAAAUUCGAUAUACUUCAUACUACAUCCAAUUCCCGAGGGAAUAGCCCCUCUUGUUGAUUUCAGUCGAGCCUUUGUAUUCGCAAAAAUUGACAAUAGCGAGGCCGAUGGGGUGAAAUAUGCUGAGCCAAGGUCUAUUCUCUUGGAACUUGGAAUCUUACUACUAGAGAUAUGGCACCAAACGUCCUUAGAAGACCAGUUCCCCGAUAAAACUGCCGAAAUAUCUGGGGGAUACUUCUCUCGUCUGUCUCUCGCUGCUCAGUGGUUAGACGACGACUAUAAUACUCCACCGCUGCUGUAUGAAGAUGCUAUACGAUAUUGCGUCUACGGAGUGUCGACUAAGAAGGGAGCUGAUUGGAAUACAAAUGAGUUUUGGGGUGAAAUAUGUAAAGAAGUCAUCAAACCUUUAUCAGAGAACUGUAAGCAGUGGAAAUGA